Messenger RNA from Teleopsis dalmanni, 3398 nucleotides. Its product is annotated as monocarboxylate transporter 4. Gene Ontology annotation, molecular function: monocarboxylic acid transmembrane transporter activity. Bases 664 to 3039 code for a protein of 791 amino acids. The record is from RefSeq and is a predicted model, not a curated record. Gene Ontology annotation, biological process: transmembrane transport; monocarboxylic acid transport. Lineage: Eukaryota; Metazoa; Arthropoda; Insecta; Diptera; Diopsidae. The transcript has a single exon.
CAAAAGAAAUACGAUAAAAAUAUAUUAUAUAAAAACAAACAACAAUGUAAUAAAGCAAACGUAUACAGAACGAUAAAUAAUAUUAAAUGAAUAAUAUCAAUAACAAUUAUAUCAGCACUAACUGAAAACACACAUACGAAGCGAGAAGUGCAUUGAAGCAGAGUGAAAAGUGGUAUAAAGUAGCAAUAGCGAAUCGCUCUCCGACUCCGAGAACAGCGGCGACAGUGGCAACAACUAAAACAAAAACAAACUCAACGCACAAAAACAAAUUUUCAUAUGUGCUCUCUUGUCGAUAUUGGAGCAAAAUUGGAGCGUUCAAUAUUUAAUUGAAUUCAGAGCACAUUACAACGGCAGUGGGCUUGCUGAUUUUAUUUUGAAUUAUACUCUGGCGGUUAGCAGGCGUGCAUGAACAAAGUGACAAACGUCGUGGUUGUUUGUGGUGAAGUGGUGGAACGUUUUUGUUCUUUGAGAACAAGACAGUUACAGUCACGUUGUGUGCAGGAAUGUUAUAACUAUUGAAAAAAUUAAACUUUUCAAUUAUUAAACUGAAGAGUUAGUUGUCCUUUAAACUUUGCAAAAGUGAGAGAAAAUAAAAAAAAACAAUCAUAUUAAAUCAAUCAGAAAUCCGUAAUAGUUUAUUAAUAAUAAAUAAAGGCGAAAGCAAUGGGUGAUUCAAAUGCUUUGGGUUCUAGUACUCGUUUACGUAAAAUUGAACGUACCGAUAGUGAAAUAGCCUGUGAAGAAGCCGCCCGUCUUACAGCUGACAUACAAGAAGGUGUAGGUAGUCCAGAAGACGAUGAUGAUAUUAGUGACUACGGUGAAUUGCCACCUCCUCCAGAUGGUGGCUAUGGCUGGGUCAUUUGUUUUGCCUCAUUUAUGUGUAACAUGAUAGUGGAUGGCAUUGCAUAUACAUUUGGUAUAUUUUUGGGUGAAUUUGUUGACUACUUCGGAGAAGGCAAAGGCAAAGUGGCUUGGGUAGGCAGUUUAUUGAGUGGAGUGUAUUUAAGUGCGGGUCCGAUCGUUUCUGCUUUAGCAAAUAAAUACGGUUGUCGUACGGUUUGCAUUGCUGGUAGUAUUAUUGGUUGUAUCGCUUUCGUGCUGGCCACUAUAAGUACUUCGGUAAAUAUGCUAAUGAUCACUUAUGGCGUUAUUGGUGGUUUCGGUUUCGGAUGCAUUUAUUUGCCAGCUGUAGUAGCAGUAGGAUACUACUUUGAAACUAAACGUUCGCUUGCCACUGGUAUUGCAGUUUGUGGUUCCGGUUUUGGUACAUUCGCCUUCGCACCACUUGCAACAUAUUUACUACAACAGUAUGGUUGGAAAAAUGCGCUUCUUAUUUUUGCCGGUUUAAUAUUGAAUUGUGCUAUUUUCGGUGCAAUGAUGCGUCCACUGACGUAUCCAAAAAAGAAAAAAAUCAAACCACUAAUGCAGCGUAUGUACGAGGAAAAGCAAUUGCAACUCGAACGUGGAUCCUUCACAGGGUCACAUUUUACUGUACAAUUACCUGAUGGUUCAUUCGAGCGUAAAUUAAAAAUGCCACUUAAUGCCGACCCUGGUGUACAUUCCAGUCUUAACUUGGAAUUGUUAGCACAACAGAGCUCUUUGCAGCCUGUUUCAACACUACCUACAAUUACAGAAGCAAAAGUUGUAGAUUUGCAAAAUGGUAAUCAAAGUCCACCAAAUGUGGACAGUAAUGGUCAACUUGAUGUUAGACGUACUGCAGGCAGACGCACGCAUCGCAACUCAGAAACCGAUACUAGCCCCUACAAUUCAUCUGAUGCCAUGAUACGCAAUGCUUCACAACCUGCUUUUAGUAUUGAUCAACAAAGUCUUCCAAAGAAUGGUUCGGUACCAUCCUUCAGUCGUGUUCGAAAAACAUCCGCUAGCGAACGAUUUCAACCUUCAUUAGCCGCUAUACGUGCAUCAUCUCGUGGUGAUAUCGAUAGCAAUGGUGUUGAAUUAGGUUAUACCUCAUCCAAAAUGUCCUUAUCGCAACGUCCAGAAAGCAGUGGUAAAAUGGUACGCCCAUUAUCACGAAAAGAUAUAUUCUAUUCCGGUUCUGUAACUAAUCUACCGCAAUAUCAAUCACAAAAAUCAUUAACUAAUUAUCGGAAUUCAGUGCUCUCUUUGACGAAAUACGAAAAGAGUAUGCAAAGUGUACGUGUACAUGAUCCCCUAGCCGAAGCUGAAAAGGGACGCGAACAAUACGAUUUAUGUCCAUGUUUAGGUAUACCAGAUUCUAUUAAAGCAGUCUUUAAUACCAUGUUGGAUGUAAGCUUAUUGAAAGAUCCUGUUUUUAUGCUCAUUGGUAUAUCUAACGUUUUCGGCAUGGCUGGAUUGUAUGUGCCAUUUGUAUAUUUGGUUGACGCUGCUAAAAUGGUGGGCAUUGAAGAAAAUUCAGCUUCAUUUUUACUUUCAAUUAUUGGCAUCACUAACACAUUCGGCAGGGUAAUUUGUGGUUAUGUAGCUGAUUUUCCACAGGUAAAUUCCUUAUUCCUAAAUAACAUUUGCUUGCUGAUCUCUACAGUUGCUGUAACGCUAACACCACUUUGCGCCUCAUAUGGUGCUUACGUUACAAUGGCAAUUUUCUUCGGUAUAGCUAUUUCCGGUUAUAUUUCGCUAACGUCAAUUAUUCUCGUCGAUUUACUGGGCCUUGAUAAACUAACAAACGCAUUCGGUUUACUUAUUCUCUUCAGAGGAUUUGCAGCUAUAAUUGGUUCACCAUUAGCUGGAGCAGUCUAUGAUGCAACACAAUCUUACGAUUUACCCUUUUAUAUGGCCGGUGGUUUAUUUGCAUUAUCGACAAUAACUAGCUUUUUAGCACCAUGCCUGAAACGUUGUACAACAACUGAAGAAGUGCCAAUACAUAUAGAUGCACUUGAACCUAUUAACGAAGAGCAAGGAGAGGAGGAGGAUGAAGAGGAUCAACCUAUAACUAUUGUGCCGAAAAUUGUCAAAACAUUACCCAGCCCGCAGCAAGAGGACGGAAAACAGAAGUUUCCAAACGACAUAACAGCUAACGCCGCAGAAUCAAAGCUUUAAAAAUAGAAUACCUCCAUAAGUCAAUAAGCGAAAUUUAGAACUUUAGUAUGCGGGUUUGAAACAACGUUAAGACGAUAGAUAGGAGGAGAAGGAGUACGCAACGCAGAUAGACAAAAUUGUUGUAAGUUUUGCCAGAGCGAUAUUUUUUUUAAAAAACUUUACAAAUUAAUACUUUUACAAAUAUUAAACGCAUAAAAUUACUUAAGCUUAUUAUUUUUAAAACAAAUUAUACAUUAUAAAGAUUUAAUACUAUUAUUCAUAUAGAACAAAAUAGCUUUUUAGCUAAACACUGAACUAAUGUACAUUAAGAAAAAUACCUUAGCUUAGCAAUUUAAACAAAUGAAAAUAAUACAUAAUGC